CUCCCGCUAGCGCGUGAAACCCUUUCCCACUUGUUGGUUCUCGUUUAUCAGCCAACAUGUUUGCACCGACGUUAGACCCUACUCAAAUCCAUCCAAACAAUUUCAUAUGUCGUUGAAGUUGUUUUUAGAAAUCAAGGAUUCCAAACAACUACAAACUAAUUUUCAAUCUAGAGCUUGCUCGAAAUCUCUUCAUUUCCAUAUUUGUGUUUAGUAAACAUUGAGCUCUAGUGAAAUUUGCAGACUGAAUUGAUUCUGGUUAUCGCUCGGUACAGAAGAUACUCGAUUGAAGAUUUGUCACCAGAUCUUUGGAACUGAGUUUCCAAAAUAUUUCUGAGGUUUGUGUUGAUUGUAUUUGGCAAAUGUCCAGUUCUGGCUUCCUGUUUGGGAGCCUAGAUCGAGGAAUGAUUUCGAUGAACCAUGGCUUUUGAAUUCAAUAUUGGGAAAUCCAUUUCGAUAAUCAUCGUUUUACUUUGAGUUUCAGCGAGUUUGAUGGGACUCCGUUGGUCCAAAGUGGGUUGGACAUUUAUUGCUGGAUUAUUUUACAAGUAAUUUUUCUUUUCUGUCAAAACAAAUAUGUUUUGGAGGGAACGCGAGAGGGAGAACAAAGAUCAGAAUGGUGGACCGCCGUGUGGGCAGGUUCGAGUACUCGUUGUUGGGGACUCAGGUGUUGGGAAAACUUCUCUUGUUCAUCUGAUUGUCAAAGGUUCUUUCAUUGCUCGCCCUCCUCAGACUGUUGGAUGCACAGUUGGUGUCAAGCACAUAACCUAUGGAAGUUCUGGAAGCUCUUCAACAAGCAUUAAAGGUGAUUCUGAACGAGAUUUCUUUGUUGAGCUUUGGGAUGUAUCAGGACAUGACCGAUACAAGGAAUGUCGAUCUCUUUUCUAUUCACAAGUUAAUGGUGUUAUGUUUGUUCAUGAUCUUUCCCAGAGAAGGACAAAGACAAGCUUGCAUAAAUGGGCAGCUGAAAUUGCUGCAACUGGGUCAUUUUCAGCUCCUCUUGGUUCUGGUGGACCUGGUGGCCUUCCUGUCCCAUAUGUUGUUAUCGGUAAUAAAGCUGAUGUUGCUGCAAAAGAGGGUACAAGAGGAAGCAGUGGCAAUCUUGUGGAUGUAGCUCGUCAGUGGGUUGAGAAGCAAGGUUUGCUUCCAUCAAGUGAGGAACUUCCUCUAACUGAUUCUUUCCCAGGCAGUGGAGGUCUUAUUUCGGGAUUCAAAGUUUUUGAUGAAGUGGGAUUGAUUUCUGCCGAGUUGCCAAUUCUGAAGGCUGCCAAGGAAGCAAGAUAUGACAAGGAAGCUUUGACAAAAUUUUUCCGAAUGUUGAUUAGGAGAAGAUACUUCUCAGAUGAAUUACCUGCUGCAAAUGCAUGGUCUAUUUCUCCUGUUCAGAGACCUGUGCAACGCUUAGAUGAAAAUCUGAGUGAUGAGGAUCAAUUUUACAAAAAGCAGAGUUUGACCGGAGACCCUUACAAAUACAACAUGCUACCACCUCUUCCUGCACAACGCAAUCUCACACCACCUCCCACGCUUUAUCCUCAGCAGCCAGUUUUGGCAUCUGAGAGUUACAGUCUUCCGAGAUUUUCAAUCGCCAGUUCCCAAGAAGUAAACAGCAUUGGAAGGUCGAAGCGAACAGAUAUUAAUGUCUAACAGAUAUUUGUUGCCUUGAAGAGUGUUGAUUUGUUUGUAAAAGCUGAUCUCUUUUUGUUUUUUUGUUUUUUAACAUACCCAGAGGCUUUCGUACUGCUAAGUGUUCCUGGGUUAUACAGUUAUAAUGAUUUGUACGACCUCUAAGUACAGGAAAUUCUUUCAAAAGUCUCCUCGUUAUUUGCCCUUAGAAAAACAAAAACAUAAAGGCAAUUCACAAUGAGAUAUGUCGAUGUAAUGUAGUAGUUUUACACAAUUUAUAUCGAUUUUUCCCGGAUGAAA
This is a messenger RNA of Carica papaya (papaya), 1920 nucleotides long. Its product is annotated as small GTPase LIP1. Gene Ontology annotation, molecular function: GTPase activity; GTP binding. The record is from RefSeq and is a predicted model, not a curated record. NCBI's taxonomy places the organism in Eukaryota, Viridiplantae, Streptophyta, Magnoliopsida, Brassicales, Caricaceae.